Filobasidium floriforme is the source of this 1291-nucleotide messenger RNA. RefSeq names its product carbon-nitrogen hydrolase. Bases 208 to 1173 code for a protein of 321 amino acids. Lineage: Eukaryota; Fungi; Basidiomycota; Tremellomycetes; Filobasidiales; Filobasidiaceae. The record is from RefSeq and is a predicted model, not a curated record. The transcript is spliced from 2 exons.
CGACGACGACGAAGUAUAUAACAGCUACCUGCUUGCUGCUUGCUUGAACGGCCUGGCCUCGCAUCAGACACCCACUCUUCGCAAUUAGAUCAUCUACGCAAAAAGAAACGAACCUCUGCCAAAUCAUAUCGCUCGCAACCCCAACCCCAGCUCCCCCUGCAAAACACCCACACCCACACCCACAUCCUCAUCCCGUCCUCGCCCAUCAUGAAGGUCGCCAUCGCCCAAAUGACCUCGAAAGCCUCUCCCGAGCACAACUUUUUCGUAUGCGAAAAGAUGGCCAAGCAAGCCGCCAAGAACGGGGCGGAGAUGGUCUUUUGGCCAGAGAGCACGGAUAUCAUCUUUGACGAGGAUUACCCCAAGGAGGAGGAGAGGGCGGAUUACGAGGGAUCGAGGUUGAAGAAGUUUGUUGAUCAGAUGAGUGGGUUGGCGAAAGAGACCAAACUCUACCUCUCCUUCGGCGCUCACCUUCCCUCCGAGGAAGAACCCAAGAAGUGGUACAUGUCCUACCUGACCAUGAACCCCGAAGGCACCCUCAUCCACUCUUACAACAAGAUCCACCCUUGCGUGAUCAAACGCCCAGACCUGGACGUCACCGAGACGGACGCCUGCACCUCGGGGUCUCCUGGUAACGACAAUAUCAAGCUCAUCGACGUCACUUCCACCAACAAGAAGACCGGAGAGAAAGAGACCUUCAAGUUGGGUUUCGCGAUCUGUUACGACCUCCGUUACCCGAAAUUCUGGUUGGAACUCCGGGAUCGUCAGGCCGAUGCGGUGAUCGUCCCCGCCUGCUGGUUUUUCCCCACCCGGGCGCAUUGGGAGACCCUCCUCACGGCCCGAGCGAUCGAUAACCAGUAUUUCGUCGUGUGUCCCGCUCAGAUCGGGGUACAUAACGAGGAAAGACCCCCCAGUUUCGGGUUCAGCAUGGUCCUCGACCCCGUCGGUGAAAAGCAAGUCGCCCUAGGAAAAGUGGUCGAGGGGAAGGGAAAGAUGGACUUGUCCGCUCAGAAGGAGUUCAAGGACCAUAUCGACGAGUUCCCAGAGAUUGGGGAGGGGACGGCUUUGGGAUAUGCGGAGAUCGAGUUGAAGAGGGUCGGGGAGGUCAGGAAGGAGUUGCCCAUCCGGGAUUACGAGAACGAGGCUUAUGGCGAUAAGCACGAGGAGAGGAAGUAAGGGAAGGGGGAAGCUCGUACGGGGAGAGAAGAUUUGGGUCGCUAUCGUUCGGAACACAUUCCCGUGGACAUGUGUUCCGUGGACAUGGACUCUACGUCGCAUCGUUCUCACUUUCUGG